CACGUAUUCAUUUUUUUUUUACACUGGAUUUUUCAUUUUUAUGCAGUACUCCUUUUUUUUAGGGCGAAUAAAAAAGAGGGAAAUAUUGGCGGGAAUCUCCUCAUCUUUGAAAUUAAACUUGACGCCAAAAAAUUGCAACAAAGCAACAAAUCCUUAACGAUUCAGAGCAAUUGUAGAUCGCCAAAAACCAAGCAUGCAAUCCAAGAUCAGCAAUUUCUUCAAUCGCAGAGUACCGCCGCCAAAACCCCCCCAAACAGCAGCCUCAGAUUCUCCAUCAAACCCUCGAUCGGAAAACCCAGGACCCUCACCAUCCUGCAGUAGCAAUGGAGAUGCUAGUCAACAUAGUAAAGAAGAAUCAAAGAAAUGUACCCCUAUCCCAAAUGGAAACCUGAAAAAGAAGAGAAGUUAUGCUCAACUUCAUUUGGAUUUGGGACAAUCUGAUUUCCUUCUACACACUUGUUCCGUAUGCGGCUUCAUGUAUGUUUGUGGGGAUGAAGGGGAUGAGAAGGUUCACAAAGAAUUUCACAAGGAUUAUACGCAUGGUAUCCAAUUCAAGGGGUGGAACAAUGAAAGAGUUGUUAAUUUGCCUUCAACCAUGGCUGGGCGCGUAAUUUUGGUGUUGGAUGGUGAUCCUCCUGCUCAUAAGAAAAAGGUUCAAAAGGUUGUUGAGAUGAUGGAGAUGGACCUUGGAAGUGGAUGUCUGAUUCAUAAGCUCUACAAGGUCUAUUUGUAUAUCUUGCAUCAGAGGAUUGCUGGUUGUCUAAUUGCAGAGCCAAUCAUAGUUGCUUACAGAGUUCUUUCAAACUCGGAGGCGCCAAAAAGCAUUAAAGGUACCAAUGCAAACGAUAACGGAUCAAAUUCAUCGACGCUUCAAUUUGGAGGUAUUAAUUUCCAAAGAGAGGCCGUGAAAAGAGCUCCUUCAGCAAUUAAUCCUGUGGCAUUAGAGGAAAAACACACGGGAGCAGUAUUCCUUGCAAACGAAGCUGUUCCUGCUACUUGUGGGAUUAGGGCAAUUUGGGUUGCACCCUCUGUGAGGAGGAAGCAAAUUGCUAGUCACUUAUUGGAUGCUGUAAGUUCGAGCACGGAUUUGCUGAUUUCCUUCCCAAUUUUGCUCAUCUUCCUCAGGAUGAGCUUCUGCGAAGGUUUUGUGCUGAAAUCAUCUCAGUUGGCAUUCUCGGAUCCUACGUCCUCUGGAAUGGCAUUGGCUUGUAGUUACUUUGACACAAGCUCGUUUUUAGCCUAUAAGAGUGAUUGAAAUGUGAGGGAAUUGUUUACUCUGUAAGCCUUUAUUUACAGAUUUCAAAGACAGCAUACACGUGCAUGUUUCAUAUAGAUACACAUAUUUUGUUUUCUCUCUUGAGCUCUUCACCUUCUCUUAGUUAUUCAUGUGCUUCAAUCCCAUUUGAAGGUCUAUUUCUUCCCAAACAUUCUUUGAGAAUACAUUAGCAUCUGGCAAAGAACAAUGCAAGGCUAGAUUAUAUGUGGCAGUUGAGCCUUGUGUACUUAAUAUGACAUUUUACAUUGACAAAUUUUAGCCAACGUGACAACAAGAAAUAUGAAUAAGUUGCAAUGACUAUCAACUUUUACUUCUCGAAAUAGAAGUGGCGACUAUCACCUAACAUUAAUUGUUCCACAUUGCUUUUGAAAACGAACAGAAAAGCGAAGCUAAACCGAAAAGUAACUGGAAUUUAUGUAGGACAUCCUUUAUUUGUUGAGUAUGGCCACCGUCUUUGAACCAGUUCUGGCUGAUUUCGAUUGGUUAUGUACUUCUCAAAUGUUUAACAUAAGUGAGACGAAUUGUCGUCACCUAAUACUUUCUAUUAUUUUACCAUUUUGGAGUCAAUCUAUUAAACAAACAUCACAUAAAUCUUCAGGAGGUUUCACGCGAACAGUUUAGUAACAAGAAACUGUCAUAAUAAACGAAAACAAAAUACAUUCCUGGAAACAGAUACAAAAUACAGUUUGUCAAACAAAUCUCUAGUAAUAAAAGCAAAAAUCAUAAAACAAAAAUGACCCUGAAAAAAGGCAAAUACGAAGGACCAAGGCGAAAUCAGACCAUCCUACUGUCUGCACCGAGUGUUUUCACUUUUGAUUGACAGUAAGCUUUCUGUGAACAAAACAACCUGUAACAAACUUGGAAUUCCAUGUAACGAACUUGGAAUUCCAUGGAUUGGAAGUUCCUUAAUUUCUUGGGUAUUGAGGUCACAUGACACCAGCUGCCCAGUGCUACUUUCCAUGAGCAACUCAUCAUCCUUCCAAAAUGUCAAUGGCCCGUGGAUUCCUACUAGUGGUCCGAUCAUAUACAUACGAGUCCAAGACUCCUUAACCCCAUACUCAGGCAUCACCCAAAUGUCAUACUGUGUCUCCACCUGUUGAGGUUCAUAAACUAUCAGGGCAAGCAAAUCAUGCAAGACUGAAAGACUAUAGUUGGAACAAACAACUGGGAAUGGAAUCUGUCGGAACACCUCCUGAUGAAUAUCGAACGCUAAGAUGGAUUCAGUAACCGGGUCAUGAUCUUCAGGACAUCCGUAAAAGUGAAAAGACCCAUUGAAGAACAUUUCAAAGCAAGGAAAAUGCGUCACACAAAGUGGGACACUGGCGUCAACAUGUCUCCAAGAAUCACUACUCGAGUCGAAUACUUGGACCCUUUGAGAAUCGUAAACAUAAACAUCUUCGUCGUCGUUGAAAAGCUCAAUGAUCCUGACUAUCUUGUAGUUAUCGUCUUGCGAGUCGUAUCCGAAUCCAACUCCCUCAGUCAGGGACUUGAGCCCUCGCGGGUACGAAAAGGGCGGGACAGGGACCGCCUUGAAUUCUCUGGUGGCAGGGUUACAUAAAACAAUGUUUACGUUAUUGGUUAAGCAAACUAUGCCAUUGCAAGGGCCGAACACUUGCACAACACCCUGAAGGGUCAAGCCAGGGCCGAAAAGAUCAGAUGGCAAUCGAACGGGGUUUGUCGAUGAUGCAGUUGUCGUCGGGGCUUCGGAAGAGUAAAAGGAUAACACAACUUCACUAUUAUCAUCGUAAAUACUACUGCGCUGCUGUUGGGGGUCUGCGGUUGUGAUGGAUCGGACGACAAGGAUAGAAUCAUUGUUUCUGGUAAUGCGAUUACGGUGAUGAUAAUGCAAAUCAACGAAAUGGGGGUUUUGAAUUAGAGCGAACCAGGUUUUGCAGACGGUUUGAAUCGCAGGAGGGAUUUCGCCGGAAGCCUCGACAGGAUUUCUACCCAUACCUCUUCCGGGAGUAGCGGCGGCGGCAGCGGUAAAUCGCCCAUCUCCGUACCCAUUGGAUCACGGAAAGAUAGAUGAGAGAGAGAGAGACGCCCAACAACAAAAUCAAGGUU
Rhododendron vialii is the source of this 3340-nucleotide messenger RNA. RefSeq names its product protein CHROMOSOME TRANSMISSION FIDELITY 7-like. The transcript has 6 exons. Bases 194 to 1255 code for a protein of 353 amino acids. Lineage: Eukaryota; Viridiplantae; Streptophyta; Magnoliopsida; Ericales; Ericaceae. The record is from RefSeq and is a predicted model, not a curated record. Gene Ontology annotation, cellular component: chromatin; nucleus. Gene Ontology annotation, biological process: mitotic sister chromatid cohesion. Gene Ontology annotation, molecular function: protein-lysine-acetyltransferase activity.